AUGGAGGUUAAGCCGAAUAUGAUGGAUUCAGUACUUGCCAAUGACCCUAGAGACUCCUAUUUGUCAACGCCGGCAGAGUUUUCGCUUUUGCCUUAUGAUGAUGAUGAUGAUCACCCACGCUUCAUCACUAGAAAGCGAAGGCGAGUGGAUGCAUUUGAUGAGUACUUUAAAAGUCUGCCACCACGGUAUAGGUUCUGCCCCAAUGACGACGAGCUAGUCCGGUAUUACUUGAAGCCCAAGGUCUUUAACGAGCCGUUGCCGCGAAACCAGAUCAUCGACGUUAACAUAUAUCUCCACAACCCCGAGUUUCUUGCAGAAAAAUACAAACAAUAUGGAGAAAAUGAACGCUACUUUUUUACUCGAAUGCAUCAAAAAGGAAGUCGUCCAAAUCAAGCAGCUGAUGAUGGAUAUUGGAGGGUUACGGGAGCUGACAAAAAAGUUAGAGAUAAGGCCAACACCAUUAUUGGGUUUAAGAAGUUAUUGGUGUUCUAUAAAGGAAAUCCUCCCAACGGUGACAAGACCAACUGGAUUAUGCAUGAAUACAGUAUCGACAAUCCUCCACCUUUGCUUCGAACUCGAAUGGGUGACAAUGGCAUGAGAGAAGAGGAAGUGACAGCAGCUGAAUCCGGUACUACCACAGAUUUGCCGAAUAAUGGUGAGGAAGAGGAAGUGAUGGCAGAUGAAUCCAGUAGCACGGCUUUGCUGAAUGGUCCGUCCGAUGUUCUAUCUAAGUGA
Alnus glutinosa is the source of this 735-nucleotide messenger RNA. RefSeq names its product NAC domain-containing protein 1-like. Gene Ontology annotation, molecular function: DNA binding. The transcript has 3 exons. Gene Ontology annotation, biological process: regulation of DNA-templated transcription. Bases 1 to 735 code for a protein of 244 amino acids. The record is from RefSeq and is a predicted model, not a curated record. NCBI's taxonomy places the organism in Eukaryota, Viridiplantae, Streptophyta, Magnoliopsida, Fagales, Betulaceae.